Molecule: messenger RNA, 2666 nt
Organism: Sinocyclocheilus rhinocerous
Lineage: Eukaryota; Metazoa; Chordata; Actinopteri; Cypriniformes; Cyprinidae
Product: phosphoethanolamine N-methyltransferase 3-like
Exons: 13
Coding region: 149-2500 (783 amino acids)
Biological process (GO): DNA integration; DNA recombination
Molecular function (GO): DNA binding
Source: RefSeq, a predicted model, not a curated record
UCUGGGCCAUAUAGACCCGGACUGGACAGCGCGCAUGAGUGUUUAAAGAGACUCACAGGCUGACUGAACAAACUGUUCCGGUGUAAAAGAGUUUGAUUUAUAUCUGUAUAUUCCGUUUGUGAUUUUAUUUUAUUUUAUUUCACUGAUCAUGGAAAAAGAAACCGAGAGGAACAUGAUGACGAAGUUCUGGAAGGAACAUUCCAAGUUCGCAACAGUAGAGGAGAUGAUGCUGGAUUCAAACGCUCAGGAACUGACCCAACACGAGCUGCCAGAGAUUCUCUCCCUGCUCCCUUCUCUGGCUGCUUCUGAUGUACUGGAACUUGGUGCUGGAAUUGGUCGGUACACACGUCACCUCAUUGGCAAGGCCCGUCACGUGACCGCUGUGGACUUCAUGGAGAAGUUUGUGGAAAAGAACAGAAAGGACAACAGUCACCUGGGCAACACUGAGUUCAUCCAAGCUGAUGUCACAAAGCUGGACUUCCCUAAACACAGUUUUGAUGUGGUCUUCUCUAAUUGGCUGUUGAUGUAUCUGAGUGAUCAGGAGCUGAAAUCAUUGGCUGAGAAGCUCCUCAUGUGGCUCCGCCCAGGUGGCUACCUGUUCUUCAGAGAGUCCUGCUUUCACCAGUCAGGUGACUGCAAGCGGGAUUUUAACCCCACACUCUACAGAAGUCCUGCUUACUACAACCACCUGAUGACGUCAGUCCUGCAGGACGAAUCAGAGAAGACGGAGAAGAAAUGCUACGGGUUUGACAUGGUGGUCAAUAAGACAGUUCAGACCUAUGUGAAGGUGAAGAACAACCAGAACCAGUUGUGCUGGCUCAUGCAGAAAGUUCGUCGUGAUGUGGUUCAGCAGCAUCAAGGCGGCUUUUCCACGUUCCAGGAGUUUCUAGAUAACCAGCAGUACACCAGAAGAGGAAUCUUACGUUACGAGAAGAUGUUCGGAUCAGGAUACGUCAGUACAGGCGGAAUCAGCACGACCAAGGUCAGGGAUGCAGAAUACAUAGGGUCGUACAUCUUCAGAGGUGCCAUGGCUUCCCUACAUGCCUCUGAUGGUCACGGCGAGUGCCUGGGGAAAUCCCAUGCUGAGGAUGCACUCCUUUACGAUUUUCCCCCGAUAGCCCUGAUCCCGCAGUUGGUCUUCUCCAUCUGGUGCACGACCCGCGGCAAAGACCCAGCUUCCUGUGACAUAUCUCGGAUAUUGUCCUUCCUGCAAGAGCUGUUUGACAAGGGCCGUUCCCCUUCCACGCUCAAGGUCUAUGUAGCAGCCAUAGCAGCCUAUCACGCUCCUGUAGCCGGCCAAUCGGUGGGCAGGAACAACCUGGUUGUUCGCUUCUUAAAGGGGUCUAGAAGGCUUAACCCGCCUCGCCCCGCCACAGUCCCUACAUGGGAUCUGUCCACACGGAUGGAAGAUCUGCAGGCGCUCUCUGUGAGCCCCUCUUGCCUUGAAUUCGGGCCCAACAACUCUAAGGUCGUCCUGAAACCAAGGCUCAGGUACAUACCUAAGGUGCUCUCCACUACGUUCAGAGCCCAGGUGAUAACUCUAUCGACACUUCCUCCCUCGGAGGAUGACCAGGAGUUGAAUUUACUCUGCCCCGUCAGGACAUUAAGGAUCUAUAUCAAGCAUUCCGCCCCAAUCAGGCAGUCGGAACAACUCUUUAUAUGCUUUGGUGGCCGCACCAAGGGGUUUCCGGUCACUAAGCAGAGACUCUCCAGAUGGAUAGUUGACGCUAUUGAGCUAGCAUACUCCUCUUUUGGCCUACACUGCCCCAUGGGAGUAAGAGCCCAUUUGACUAGAGGUAUGGCCUCGUCUUGGGCUUGGUCUAGCGGUGUGUCCAUUGCAGAGAUCUGUGCGGUGGCUGGCUGGGCCUCGCCGUCCACAUUUGCCAGGUUCUAUAAUCUGGACGUCCGCAUUUCUGGGCUCAGUCUUGCCUUAGGGCAAACCAGUACUUAUGCUUUGCCACCCUACGCUCUUGGCCCUCACCGAGUGCCGAGGCUACUGUCUGACCUCCCUCUGCAGGUGCAGUUUGAGGUGUCAGAUGCCACAAAAAGAAAGUUUCCUGACAGCACCUUUGAUGUGGUUUACAGCAGAGACACAAUUCUGCACAUCAGGGACAAACUUGACCUCUUCAGAAAGUUUUAUUCAUGGCUGAAGCCGGGUGGGAAACUUCUUAUCAGUGACUACUGCUGUGGAGAGAAGCCUUGGUCUCCCGCGUUUCAGGAUUACGUUAAUCAGCGGGGAUAUAUACUCUACACACCUCAGAGAUAUGGACAAUUCCUGAGCGAGGUGGGAUUCAGUAAUGUUCGCGCUGAAGACAGAACAGAGCAAUUUAUUCAGGUCAUAAAGGCUGAACUGCAGAGAGCUGGGGAGAUGAAAGAGGAGUUUAUACAGGAGUUCUCUCAGGAAGACUAUGAUGCCGUUGUAAAUGGAUGGACAAAAAAACUGCAGCGCUGUGAGACUGGAGACCAACGCUGGGGGCUUUUCUAUGCCACCAAAGAAUGAGAGAGAACAACAAACCAACUAAUGAUCAAAUUCAAAUCAAUAUAUUUCAGAUGCUAUAUAAAACUCACUGUUCUAAUUCUGUGAAUUGCACAACAGUACAGAAAGAUUUGAGUACUUUCAGAGCUGUAAGGCUGACAUACUGUUAUGCAGCAUAAAUUAAUAAAAU